This is a messenger RNA of Gregarina niphandrodes, 5892 nucleotides long. RefSeq lists its product as hypothetical. The coding region runs from base 1 to 5892 and encodes 1963 amino acids. The transcript has a single exon. Gene Ontology annotation, biological process: cellular response to amino acid starvation; regulation of translation. Gene Ontology annotation, molecular function: protein kinase regulator activity. The record is from RefSeq and is a predicted model, not a curated record. Gene Ontology annotation, cellular component: cytosol. NCBI's taxonomy places the organism in Eukaryota, Apicomplexa, Conoidasida, Eugregarinorida, Gregarinidae.
AUGAUAGCCCGCGUUCUAAUUCAGGCUCUCGACUGGAAACUCCAAUUCAGCAACCAGGCGUCUAGGGACAAGGGCGCUGUGAUCACGAGACAACUGCAGGGUUUAGGCGACAUAGCUCUGGAGGCGCGCAAGAAAUUGAUUUCAGCAUUCGUUUCUCUCGUCGUCUACGACAAUGAUCCUUACGACGUAGUUGUCUCUGCCAAGCGCCUGCUUAUCAGACACCUCAUUGAUUCUUUGGACACAGGCCGCGACAUAGACCGAGAACUCCUCUUGAGCGAGAAAAUCGGGUCUGCACUGCUCUCUGGCGUCAUGUGGGCAGAUUUAGCGCUUUAUCCGGGUAGGCACACACGUGUGCGCAACCUGCGAAGAUGGAUAGAGCGAAUUAAUAAAUGCGAGAACAGGCUGGUAUUUGAUGCGCCGCAGCCAACGGCUCUCUUCGCGGAGUUCCUUGGGACUCUAUUGAAGACGACGCGGGGCGAUUCUGUGUCUUACUUCAUCCGAUAUUUCAGCGAGGACCGCGCGCGCAAACGCAUGAACUGCGACUGUUCCGGCUGGAGUCAUUGGUUCAAGCAGUUUGACUCAGACUAUCUACUGUUCGCCUUGGUCCCGGAGUCGAUUAUAGUGGAUGACGUAAUUCCUUCUAGCAAACCGGCGACGGCCUCAGGGAAGCCGACGGCGACUCCCGCCAGGCCUUCUACAAAGGCUCCGGUCGCUGCAAAAGCCCCGACGGCGUCUGCAGCUCCGAAGACUUCUGCUGCCAAGGGAGCUGCAAAGGGCAAGGCCAAAGCGAAGGUCAGUGCCGCGGCGGCGCGGUUGCUGGCAGCCACAGCGGCGCCCGUCGCGAAGGAUAUGACUACUCCCACCUCUGCGGGCGGUGGCACUGGCACAGCCGACGGGGAAGGCGCGAGUGACCCGGAGACCGCGGAUUUGCAUGUCUCUUCGGCGCAGCAUGCCCGCUACGUCUUCGAGGCGUCCAUUGCCCUGGUGAGUGCCUGGCCGAUGGUGAUAGCGAGUCGUCUGGCCGAGAUUUUGGUUUUGCUCCGCACCUGCAGCACCAACCCGGCACUGGCUCUGCCGUCCUCCACUUUUAUUCGGGCCUUGGUUCAGGCCUACGUGGAUCGUGAGGCCGUACCGGCUGGGGCAACUAAGCUGCCAGGUCUAUUGUUCAACUUGCUGCGACGAAGCAACAAGUGUUUGAGAGAGAGCGACCUGAAGGAAGCGGAAGAACUUUGUGCCGGCUUGCACGAAAGCCGGCCGUUGAGUGGCGAAGCGAGCGCCUUGGUACUGCCAGUGAUCCUUGCGUUAUUGGCCCCACAGAGCGGCUACCAAGUCUCGCUAGUUGCCAUGCACCGCGCCAUCGCCACGAUAGCGCAGCAACUCCGGCUCGGCGCGAACCUAGAGAGCGUCAGUCUAAUGGCCAUUGUCUCCCAAAUCGUUCGCGAACGGCCCACGCUGCUCACGCUCUGUGAGACCAUCGUCGUUAACAUGCGCGGCGUGGACCCGAACCAACUGGUGGAACUGCUCGACUGCGACAGUACCUCCUUCCGACGCGCCGUCGCCUCAGCUGUUGACCGUCUGGUCCGCGUAAGCACUCCGGACGGUAGUAUGGAGAAGGAGGCAACGGCAGUUCCCGACGGGAGUGUUCCCGGUGUGCGUUUCGAGGUCGCGUCCCCCGGGGGCGAGGCCUCGGGUGCCCGGCCUUUAGGGGCUCGCGCACUGACUUUCUUGUUGGCGGAGAAGUACGACCAGGAUGAGGUGUUGAAGCGUUUCGCGGCCAAGUACGACACGAGUGGGUUACAAUUGGAGGACGCGGUGGCGUUGUUGGCUUGCGAGAGCACACACUUCCGGCGUUGCGUGAGUCGUGCGAUUGCGGGUACUUGGUCGCCGACGGCGGUGGUACCUGCAGUGUGUGCAGCGUAUAUUGCGCAGUUCCGGCCGAAGACGGAGGAGGUGCCGGAGCACUUGAAGGGUUUCAAGUUGAGUGCGGCGGACCUGCAGCGGAUUAAAGAGAAACGUGCGGGCGAGCGCGCCACUUCGACACCGGGACAGCUGGGUUGUGUGGGCACGCUCACGGCUACGGUGCGUGCGCACGUGUUGGAGGAGUCGGUUGCGAGGGCGGUGUUGCGUUUCUGUGUGCGCGACGCGCCGGUGGAAGGUGACUUGGAGUUGGAGAAAGAGUGCGAGACGGCGUGUGUGGCGGUGGCGGCAGCGGCUGCCGCUGGUGGUUGUGCAGGUGCGGUGGAGACGGAGCUGGCGUCGUUGUUGGGUCGCGGUGAAGGUGCGGGUGCGGCGGUGGCAGCGGUGGCGUUGGGUGCUUUGGCGGCGGAGACGGGAAGUGCUGCGGCGUGCGAGUCGUUGGUGGCGGCUUUGACUUCGGCGGCGGCGCCGUUGAAGGUGAAGCGAGCAGUUGCGCGUGUGUUGACGCCAUUGUUGCGACAGAGAUCGUCGUUGGCGUCGUUGGUGGAACGUGCGGAGGCGUUGGCAUUCGAGAGCAAGGAGGUGAGGGAGCGCAUCAGUGGCGCGUUGUUGCUGGCAGCCUGCAUCCGAGCCCAGGGUUGGACGGCAUACGGUGGCUGUGACCGGUUGGUGUUGAUGGCUACGGAGCGCAAAGAGGUGUGGGCGCGACAGGGUGCGUUUUUGGCAUUCGAGGCGGUCGUGGAGGCCUUUGGCAAGAGCAUCGAGGCGCAGGCGGCUGCGAUCGUGCCGGCCGCACUCAACGGUUGCGGCGAUGCAAGACCUGAGGUGCGAGACGCGGCCAAGGCCGUCGCGCGGAAGCUCAUGCCCCAACUCACUGGUGCUGCCCUCCACGACGUGCUCCCGGCGCUGUUGCAGUUCGCGGACAGCGCUUCGUGGCGCCAGAAGCUGGGCGCCAUCGAGAUGCUGAGUACAGUCUCGGCGGUCUCGAGCGAUCUGAUUGCGGAGGCCUUGGGACAAGUGCUGCCUGUGUUGAUAGAGGCGGCGCAUGCGCCGCAUCGGGACGUGCAGGAGGCAGGUCAGGCGGCGUUGCUGGCGCUGGUGGAGUCAGUGAAGAACCCGCAGGUGCACGCGAUGCGCGACUUGGUGUUCCGCGCACUGAGGGAACAUUCAGACGCCAACUUGCUUGAGUUCCUGGAGCGCUUCGCCGGCCUCGAACUGACCCACUUCCUCGACGGCACAGCCGUGUGCAUGGUCCACACACUCCUCGGGCGCGGCUUGCUUGCGGCCAAGUCGGAUGUGCGAUUCCGCGCGUGCCAACUCGUGGGCGUCUUGCCCGACCUGGUGGCGCCGGAACAGGAACGUCCACUGGACGCCGACCUGGCGGCCCGCGUCAAAAGCACGUUGCCUGAUCUCUUCCGCAAUCUUGGGGAUCCGCAGCCGUACAUUCGUCAGGCCGCCUCUCGUUCGAUUGGGUUGCUUGCCGAGUCGCUGGGUGCGUGCGUCUACAAGGAGGCGCUGCCGUACCUCAUCAAGUCGCUGAAGACGGUCGACAACGUCGUGGAACGUUCUGGUUGCGCUAAUGCGUUGGUGGAGGUCUUCCGCGCACUCGGCAAAGACGUGCUCGCACAGCACCUGCCCGACAUCCUCAACCAGGCCUCCAAAAACCCUGUCUACACUGUCCGCGAAGGAUUCUUAGGACUCUUCGUCUACCUCCCCACCAUCUUCGGAGACGACUUCCAGGACUUUGUGCCGGAUUGUCUCCCCGUGCUGGUUGAGGGACUCGCGGCCGCCGAGGAGCCUGUUCGGGAUAUCGCCUUCCGCGCGACCCGGAUCUUCGUCCAAGAGUACGGCUCCAGCCAUACUCCGUUGCUGCUGGCGCCACUGGAAGAAGCCAUGUUCCAUGAAGCCUUCGAGGUGCGGCUCCGCGCUGUUGGGCUGCUGGGAACGUUGGUGGAUAAGUUGCUAAAGGGCGUUGAGGAAAGCACGGCGGAAGGUGGUCAGCAGAUGCAAUUGGAGGUGCUGACACUCGAGAGACGAGCGUAUAUCCUGUCGGCCAUUUAUCUGGCGCGUGGAGACGAUCAACCGGAGGUGAAGCAGCACGCCAGUGUGGUGUGGAAGAGAGUGGUCCAGAACACGCCGCGUACAGUGAAGGAGUUGCUUCCGAUCCUGACACGACGCCUGAUGGACUUGCUGGGUUCGGGUGACUUCACUAAAGAGGGUAUUGCCAGUCGUUGUAUGGAGGAGUUGAUUGCAAAGCACGGUGAGAAGUUGCUGCCUGAGGUUAUGGGUGUGUUUCUGAAGACGUUGCAGGCGGAGAAGGAGAAGCGUGCGUUCCGUGGCGUCUUCCUCGGUCUGCAGGCUGUGGUGCUUGCUGCGCCGCCGCUAUUGUUGCGUAAGCACCUCGGACAGGUUUUGCCGAUUAUUCGCGACUCCCUCCUGUCGGGAGACGACCCGGCUGUGCGAGAGCAGGUGGUUAAGGCUGUGGCGCUGAUGGCUGCUGCGGAGGAGGAGGCGAAGAAAGAGGCGGCACAGACGAAGAAAAAGCCGGCAGCGAAAAAGGAGGCCGCGGUGCCCGAGGUCUCGAUCCACGCAGGGUUGUUGUUGCCAUUGCUACGACAAUGCACGGCGGGGGAAGACGAGCGUCUGUUGGACACGGUGCGAUUGUUGAUGGGUGUGGACUCCAAGUUGGUGUUAGCAGACACCUUGGCGCUCUGUCGCGAGGGUGCGUUGACUGUGGCCAAGGUGCGCACAUUGGCCACGCUGCGGCACGCUGGCGGGACGGCGGUGGCUUCCAACCUGCGUGCGUUAUUGCGGAUUUUGGAGAACGGGCUCAACACCGAAAAUUACGCUGUUCUGGCACCCCACGUGCGUGCGGCGCUGGAGGGUUGGUGUGCGGCACUGAGUGCGGAACAGGUGGUGGGCAAGUUGUUGCCGUUGUUGACGGACAUGCUGGAGUUGAAUGCGGCCAAGUUGACGGGCUCGGCAUCGGACUGGCGCGCGUUUGCGAGAGAUCACGACCUGAGCAUUGUGUGGUCGGCGGCGAAUUUCCGCGCGGCUACGACGGAGACGCAGCGGGAGCCGCGUCCGAUUGCACCAUGGUCGCGUGCGUUAGUUGCCAUGGCUGUGGGUGCGCUGUGUCGUGGGGCCGAGUCGAGUUGUGCGCUUUGGAUUAAGCCGCUUUCGACCGAUUUGUUUGACGAGUUGUUGCCGCUUGCACUUUUGGACCUUGACGAAUUUGUCGUCGCCGAGUGCGCCCUAAUGCUCCAGAGUCUCGUCAAGACAGUCGACCGUGCGGUGCUCGUCCUGCUGGCGACUGCGGUGCACCGUGUGCUGCGUCGCGCACUGCCAAAGCCAGGUGAAGAGAUGCCGAGUGAGGAGGAGGAGUUGCCUGGUCGACUGCCUGGUGCCGUAGAUAAGGGUUGUUUUGAGGGGCUGAUUGCCAUUCUGCAGCCGGCGUUGUUGUACGGCAGCGCGGAGGUGAAGGAGCAGGCGGCGAGCGCGUUUAGUGAGUUGAUUGGCGCGUCCGACAAGCCGACGUUGAGCGCGGUUGCGGUGAAACUCGCGGGACAGCUGAUCCGCGGUUUCGCAGAACGUGCGAGCACGCCGGUUAAGCGGUGCGUACUCAGUUCUCUUACGCAAUUGCUUAGAGUCGUUGGGGGGCCGCUGCGGUUGCUUGUGCCGCAGCUGCAGUCCUCGUUUGUGCGCUGCAUUACCGACGAAGAGCUGGGUGUGCAGGCAGCACAGGCAUUGACACUGCUUUCUGCACUUGCCGGCCCGCGGGUGAACCUGUUGCUGAGCGAGCUGGCAAGAACCCUGAAUGAACAUCCGCAGGCACAACUCACGGCGGUUGUCGGCGUACUCAAGACCGCACCGGCCGCACUCACCCCGGCCACGCUGACACAAUUGCGCGCCGCACUCACUCAGUGCGAACAUCCGCUUGCCACGGAAGCUGUCGAACUUAUCGAUGCUCUGUAA